UGAAGAGGAGGAUUUAUGUUUCUUAUAUAGUGAAUGUUGUUUAUGAUUUACAGGAAGAUUGCAGCUUAUUCGUUAUUCACCGCUGUAAACUACCUACUUGCAACUCGAGGGGUGAAAGCGAAAAGGUUCUAUCACCUUCUUUAUUUAAUGCCACUUAGAAACUGUUCGUACUCACUCUAGAACUGUAAUAUGAUAGCAGCUGUAAGGCAUUUAAACCUAAUUCGUCGGCUGGGUGAAUUAUAAAGGAGAGAGUGUUUAUUGUUAAAUAUAGAACAGAUGAAGUGAAGAGGAGGAUUUUUGUUGCUUAUAUAUUGAGUGUUGUUUACGAUUUACAGGACAGAAUGACAGAAGACAUGAAAUUUAAACCAUGGGACUGGGUGGUGUUCGCUGCCAUGCUGGCCGUCUCCAUGGUCAUCGGGAUUUUCUAUGCAGUCCGUGAAACCCUCGGCAAAACCGAGGCCACGACCGGCGAGUAUCUCAUGGGUGGCCGGAAGCUUGGCCUUCUUCCGGUCUCUAUCAGCAUUCUCGUGUCGUUCUUCUCGGCGAUCGUUAUACUGGGAAACCCAGCGGAAAUGUACACGACGGGGACCAUGAUGUUCAUGUUAACGAUAGGGAUGCUCCUUUCAAUCUUCCUGGCUGCCACUAUCUUCGUCCCAUUGCUGUACCCACUUCAGCUUACAAGCAGUUUUGAGUAUCUGGAGCUUCGAUUUAACUCAAAGGUUGCCAAACUGACAGGAACAUUCAUCAUGAUAGUACAACAGGUACUGUACAUGGGCAUCGCCUCGUUCGCUCCAUCCACCGCACUGGAAGCUGUGACGGGGUUUCCGGCCUGGGCGACCAUCCUCAUAGUCGGGUGUGUUGCAACAGUCUACACGUUCUUGGGCGGCAUGAAGGCGGUGAUUUGGACGGACGUGUUUCAGUGUGUUGUCAUUGUGGCCGGCUUGCUCACAAUCUGCAUUCAGGGUGCAAUAAAAGUUGGCGGCAUGGAUCGUGUGUGGGAAGUCAACGAAGAAUGGAAAAGGAUAUACUUUUGGGAUGCUGACCCUGAUCCCCGGACAAGACACAGUAUAUGGACCUUAGUUGUUGGAGGGGGUGUCCUCUGGUUAAGCGCCUUUGGUAUGAGCCAGCCAAGCGUCCAGCGCUACUGCGCCGUUAGCACUCUCAACAAAUCAAGAGGGGCGGUCUUAACUAACAUGGUAGGCGUCGUUAUCAUCAUGUCGCUAUCCUGUCUGUCAGGCGUGGUCGUCUUCGCUUACUAUGUCCAGCAAGGGUGUGAUCCACUCUCAGAUAAGCAGGUCAGCAACCCCAACCAGCUUCUCCCGCUGUUUGUCAUGGAGGUUCUAGGGUAUCCCGGUCUACCCGGCCUCUUCAUGUCGACACUCUUCAGUGGGGCACUUAGCUCAAUGUCUUCUUCACUGAAUGCCCUGGCAGCCGUUGUGUGGGAAGACAUUCUCAAGCCUUGUGUUGGUCAUCGUGUGUCUGAGACCGCACGUACGUGGAUCACCAAAGUAAUAGUACUAAUAUUCGGUGGAGCGGGAGUGGGCUUUGCUUUCGUUGCUAUGUCGCUAGGUGGCUCCGUUGUACAGGCUUCCUUCAGCUUUACCGGGGCCGCAUCGGGACCGCUGCUGGGGAUCUUCCUGCUCGGUGGCCUCUUUCCGUGGGCAAAUUGGCUGGGUUGUACGAUUGGCGGAUUUGUCGGGUUGGCGAUACCGAUAUGGAUCAGUUUUGGAUCAUACGGCCUGCCCAAAAAACCUUACGCGCUGGAGUUUCCAACUUCCAACUGCACCGUUUUGGAAAGUCUCGUCACAACUACAAUACCACCGACAACUACGGCCUAUCAAAUUUCGGGCGUUGAGCAUCUCUACACAUUGUCGUACAUGUGGUUUGCCUCCAUCGGCGUGGCUGUCUCUGUAAUUGUUGGUCUCAUCGUUAGCGCCAUCACCCUGCCACUGUUGGGGAGACCGGAGGUGGACUCGAAAUAUCUUAUUCCGAUAUUUGACCGUCUGUUCUGUUACUUGCCUGAUAAAAUACUCGCCCCGCUCAGAUGUGGCAGGAAAUAUAAACAUCCACAAGAAAUCUUAGAAGAAACAUUGAAAGAAAAGAACAUGGAACAGAAUGGGACAUUAGUUAAAACAACAUCAUCACAUCGUUAUACAAAAACACAGGACGUCAAUGGAUCGGAUGGAGCAUCGGUAGUCUAUAGCAACAAAGUAUUUACAGACGAUGAAAUGAAUCAAAUAUAACAGAUACUCGACAUGUUGUUACAUUGUCUUUGUUCAUAAUUGUUUUUACUGACACUGAAAAUGAACAUUUGCAUUCUGAAAAAAGUAGUUUUUAGAGAUUAUUUGUGUAAUAAAUAUAUUGCAUGCUAUUAUCAUAGUUUAUUUUCUCCCACCUCAGAUAAAAAGAUCCAUUAAUUUAACCAUGCUAGAAAUUCUUAUCUUGCCCACGGGCGAAGAUAAAAUGCCCGUAUGGAACUUCUUUUAAUGGUCACCACAUUGUAUUUACCUCCCUUGUUGAAGACUGUCGUCUGUAGCGCAUCAUGGAAACCUUGUCUUGUGGCAAUAUCUAGAACGCGAGUUAUUUAUAUCUCGCUUCGAAUGUCACCAGAAAACAGUUUUCACGCACCUUUCAAGAAAUAAUGCUUCACUCUCCUUAUAACUAUUUAAAGACCGAUCAGACCAUUUACAUACUCGGAAUCACUGCGCGAAUAUCCAUGACAACCACGAAUAUUGCAUAUCCGUACGCAAUCAUUUCAUUAAGUACAAAAGAGUUCCGGCAAAAAAAUACAUUUUUACUUAAUUUUGUUUAACUGAGGUGGGAGAAAAAGCAUCUACCAUAGCCGCUCGUG
Molecule: messenger RNA, 2851 nt
Organism: Mya arenaria
Lineage: Eukaryota; Metazoa; Mollusca; Bivalvia; Myida; Myidae
Product: sodium-coupled monocarboxylate transporter 1-like
Exons: 17
Coding region: 342-2243 (633 amino acids)
Biological process (GO): sodium ion transport; transmembrane transport
Cellular component (GO): membrane
Molecular function (GO): symporter activity
Source: RefSeq, a predicted model, not a curated record